AUGGAGGUAGCCUCCAGAUCAAUAUUGCAGAGGACCGUCCUCAAGCCCCAGAUACUGCGGAGACCGGCUCCCUACCUUGCCUCGACACCAGCCUGCUCCCAUCCGAUCACACGCCGGCACUUCAGCUCGUCGCCGCGAAGGACAGCGGACCCUAACCAUGGGCCUUUCUUUGGCCUCGGUGCCGGGGGGUCACCACCCAUGGGCACACCUACGACGUACUUCUCCAACCGCCCUUCAUUGCCUGCCAACACCAUAGUCAGAUUCGUGCCCCAGCAGACAGCAUGGAUAGUGGAGCGGAUGGGGAAAUUUAACCGCAUCCUGGAGCCGGGGCUGGCUAUUCUGGUCCCUUUCCUUGAUAGGAUAGCAUACGUGAAGAGUCUGAAGGAAGCGGCUAUUGAGAUUCCGAGUCAGAAUGCUAUCACCGCAGACAACGUUACUUUGGAGCUUGAUGGCGUGCUAUAUACUCGGGUAUUCGAUGCUUAUAAGGCGAGUUACGGCGUGGAGGAUGCGGAAUAUGCGAUAUCCCAGCUGGCACAGACGACGAUGAGAUCCGAGAUCGGUCAACUGACUCUCGACCAUGUUCUCAAGGAGCGUGCCGUUCUAAACACGAACAUCACACAAGCCAUCAACGAGGCCGCGCAGGACUGGGGUGUGACUUGUCUCCGUUACGAGAUCAGAGACAUCCAUGCUCCUGAGGGAGUCGUUGAAGCCAUGCACCGUCAAGUGACCGCCGAACGAUCAAAACGUGCCGAGAUUCUAGACUCCGAGGGUCAACGACAAAGCGCAAUCAACAUUGCAGAAGGUCGUAAACAGUCGGUCAUCCUUGCGUCAGAGGCUAUGAAGUCGGAACAGAUCAACAAAGCUAUGGGUGAGGCUGAAGCUAUCCGCCUAAGAGCCGAGGCUACUGCUCGCGGAAUCGAUGCUGUUGCAACGGCGAUCCGCGAGGGACAGGAGGCUGCUAGUGGCGCAAUCAGUCUCUCCGUGGCUGAGAAAUACGUCGACGCUUUCUCUAAGCUUGCGAAGGAGGGUACCGCUGUUGUUGUGCCCGGUAACGUCGGUGACAUGGGCGGUAUGAUUGCCAGCGCCAUGGCUGUCUAUGGAAAAGUCUCGGAAGGACAGGCUAAGACGAUUGCCGCAAAGGCCAUCCAAGCUGGUGAGCCAGCUGCGGAACAGAAGACUACUUCCGACGUGCACACAGCUACAAGCAAAACCACUGCCUUUGAAGACAGAGACCACAAUUCCGGAACGAGCCGAAGUGAAGUAGCCGAAAGUGUUCUUGGUGGGUUUGAACAAGCCAGCCACCGGGACCGGUAG
Messenger RNA from Nannizzia gypsea CBS 118893, 1314 nucleotides. RefSeq lists its product as hypothetical. The transcript has 2 exons. Bases 1 to 1314 code for a protein of 437 amino acids. The record is from RefSeq and is a predicted model, not a curated record. NCBI's taxonomy places the organism in Eukaryota, Fungi, Ascomycota, Eurotiomycetes, Onygenales, Arthrodermataceae. Gene Ontology annotation, cellular component: membrane.